Molecule: messenger RNA, 717 nt
Organism: Dichotomopilus funicola
Lineage: Eukaryota; Fungi; Ascomycota; Sordariomycetes; Sordariales; Chaetomiaceae
Product: S-adenosyl-L-methionine-dependent methyltransferase
Exons: 1
Coding region: 1-717 (238 amino acids)
Molecular function (GO): S-adenosylmethionine-dependent methyltransferase activity; O-methyltransferase activity
Source: RefSeq, a predicted model, not a curated record
AUGACAGCCCGAAACGUCUGGAACAGCGACCAAUACAACCCCCUCUGGGGUGACGUCGACGACUACACCUUCCCCCACUCCCACCCUCCCUCCCGGCCCAACACCAAGGCCCUCCAGGACGCCGUCGCGGGCUCCCGAGCCGCCGGCCUCCCAGAUAUCUCCGUCUCCCCGGUGCAAGGCAAAUUCCUCGCGUUGCACUGCCGCGCGUCGGGCGUAACCCACGCGCUGGAGGUCGGCACGCUAGGCGGGUACUCGGCCAUUUGGCUGGCGAGUGAGAACCCGCAGCUGCGGCUUGUUACGGUGGAGUACGAGGCAAAGCACGUUGAGGUGGCGCGGAGGAAUAUUGAAGCGGCUGGGUUGGCGGAUCGGGUGGAGGUUAUCCAUGGUGCUGGUGUGGAUGUGCUGGCGCGGUUGAGGGAGGAGGUGAAAGCGGGCAAGCGGGAACGGUUUGGGUUUGUUUUUAUUGAUGCGGAUAAGCCGAAUAACUGGAAUUAUUUGAGGCUGGCGAAGGAUAUGGUGAGGCCGAACGCGGUGAUCUGCGUUGAUAAUGUGGUUCGGCAGGGGAAAUUGGCAGAUUCGGAUACGACCGAUGUGAUGGUCCUGGGGGCUCGUGAGGUGGUGGAGAAGGCUGGGAAGGAGCCUGGGGUGGAUUCGGUGGUUAUCCAGACGGUGAGCGACAAGAGCUACGAUGGGUGGUUGUGGGCUGUUGUUGGAUGA